AUGUGCUGCAAACGUCGCGCCAACAGACAAGUCUCGUCCAUGGCCAAGCUAGCCCAUGAUCAACCCAUAUCAACCUCCACUGUUAUUCACAACGAACCCAUUGGACCUCCUCCUGCCUAUGAGCAAAUCGAGAAAGAAUCCCAGAACAUCAGCCCAAGCAAAGAUUUCCAUGCGACAGAGUAUCGCAAUAACGAGUACACAAUCAGCAAUACCGAUCUCGACUCUCCAUCGCACAACACCACAAUGCACACCGUCAGACCGCAAUAUCAAUCCAGAUGUGCAGCAAAGCAUGCAGCAAAGCGCGAACGAAAGCAACUGAAGCGCGAGCAUCGCCAGGAGAACCGUAUGGAGAAGCGCGAGUACCGCAAUGAGAAGCGCGAGUUCCGCCAGGAGAAGCGUGAGCUACGCGCUGAACACCGUUCUGAGGAGAAGCAGAUGCGAAGAGCUCAUGGUGGUCCAAUUAGCAUGCUCAUCCAAGGCGUGACAAAUUUGAUGAAGAAGUAG
Molecule: messenger RNA, 504 nt
Organism: Aureobasidium vineae
Lineage: Eukaryota; Fungi; Ascomycota; Dothideomycetes; Dothideales; Saccotheciaceae
Source: the annotation of a GenBank genome assembly